This is a messenger RNA of Brassica napus (rape), 874 nucleotides long. RefSeq lists its product as uncharacterized. The transcript has 2 exons. NCBI's taxonomy places the organism in Eukaryota, Viridiplantae, Streptophyta, Magnoliopsida, Brassicales, Brassicaceae. Bases 125 to 724 code for a protein of 199 amino acids. The record is from RefSeq and is a predicted model, not a curated record.
ACAUUCGCAAACAAAGUCAUAGCUUAAAUAAAUUAAAAAGGAGAAAUAUAAGCAACAAUAAACAUCUUUCGAGGAGAGAUAGAGAGAGCGGCGGAGAGGUAAGAGAAGCAAGGGUUUUGUGUUUAUGAAUAUGGAGUCGAGUGAGGACGUGGAGGUUCUGAGCAGAGCCAUCGAAAAACUUCUUGAUGAGAAGAGGAAGAGAGAAGCUGCUGGUGACUCCUUCAUCGAAGACGACGACGACCAGCUUCUCCUCACUAAGCUUAUAUCCCAGUUGGAAUCACCGAACCCAAUCCAAAAGACAGUUGUGACUGCCAAAGAUGAAGAAGGAGAACCAUCGCCAGUUUCUUCACCUUCCAAAGGAAAACAAGAGGACAAGAGACGAUUGGAAGAGAUAGCUAAAGACAUCAAGGAAGUGAAGAGGCAGAACAAAGUAACCCACAUACUGCUCUCGGCUUUGAUCAUCCUGACACUGACGUGGCAGCUCUCUGAGUACUCAAUGAUUUACAUGAUGAAAGAGAGAUUAACCCACCCAAUCAGAUCCAUCGGAGGUAUGUUUUCAGGGGUGUUCAAAGGUAAGUUACUUCCAAUCAAGAACAGACUUCAAGGGACUUCCAACGACAAGGAGGAAAACAACCUUCACAAUGGGAGUGGAACAAACAAUGGAGUUCAUAUCCAAGUGCCCGAUCUGUUGCGAGAAUUCGGUUUCGACGAUGAUGAAGAAUGAUAUCUUUCUUCUGCAACUUGUUUAUGUCAUACAAUUACUAUCUGGAGACAGGGUCAAAAAUACUCAUUAUCUCUUUACUUUCAGUUUUAGGCAAAAUGUAAAAAUGUAGUUGUUUCAGCAAACUUUUCAAUAUGAAAAAGGGUUCCAACA